AUGGGAACAAAUUUGUACGGACGAUUUUAUUGUCCCGGACGGCCGUUGGAUAUGGGCGUUCGUGAAGAGAUCAUCCGACUUUUUCAACAGAAUAUGAAAGUCAAUCAGAUUUCAAAAAUUUUAAAAAUUUCACACGGAUGUGUCUCUAAAAUUAUCAAAAGGUAUAAACUUACCGGCAAUGUUAGCCCAGCAUCCAGCCCAGAACAACGUCGUCCAAGGCGGACCAAGAAAUCUGUAGUUUCAACGGCGGCAGGUGCACCAAAGACAUCCGUAUCUGAAGGUGGUAAUAGCGAAAGUUGUUUAAAAUCAAUGCCCUAUCAGCAGUAUUCGUUACAAAAAAGUUAUUCAUUUCAAUAG
Molecule: messenger RNA, 357 nt
Organism: Enterobius vermicularis (human pinworm)
Lineage: Eukaryota; Metazoa; Nematoda; Chromadorea; Rhabditida; Oxyuridae
Source: the annotation of a GenBank genome assembly